Amorphotheca resinae ATCC 22711 is the source of this 335-nucleotide messenger RNA. RefSeq lists its product as hypothetical. The transcript has 3 exons. Gene Ontology annotation, molecular function: RNA binding. Gene Ontology annotation, cellular component: U4 snRNP; U5 snRNP; U4/U6 x U5 tri-snRNP complex. Lineage: Eukaryota; Fungi; Ascomycota; Leotiomycetes; Helotiales; Amorphothecaceae. The record is from RefSeq and is a predicted model, not a curated record. Bases 48 to 335 code for a protein of 95 amino acids. Gene Ontology annotation, biological process: mRNA splicing, via spliceosome; spliceosomal snRNP assembly.
AUAGAAUCUUGCUAGUUCUGAGCGCCGGUGUCAACCUAAAAUUCAAGAUGAACAGAGGAGGCAGUGGAGGUGGGCGCAAAGUCCUUCUCCCUCCUAUCAAUUUCAUCUUCAAACUCCUACAACAACACUCGACUGUACAGAUCUGGCUUUACGAGCAGCUGGCGAUCAGGAUUGAAGGUAGAAUUAGGGGCUUUGACGAAUUCAUGAACUUGGUUAUUGACGAUGCCGUGGAGGUGAAGCAAGCCACGAAAACAACUGAGGAGAGUCGGAGGUCUUUAGGUCAAAUACUGUUGAAGGGAGAUAAUGUGUCGUUGAUUCAGAGCUUGAGCGGAUAG